UAUUGCUGGAGGCUUCGGACCUAGAGGUAAACUGACUUUACUCUUUCUUUCUCUGGAUUUUUUACUAAUACAUUCUAGGAUGGCUUUCAAAAGAGCUCUCUGCUCAUUGCUUUCCUCUUCACGGAUUUUCUUGUCUUCGGCUCUACGCCGUGUAGCUCGGUUAUCUUUUAACUUUUCAUGGUUUAACUUGAAUUUCUCUUUCGUAUUUCCCCCCAAAGCAUUAUCCUUACCGGUUUCCAACCCAAUAUUUUGUUGUUGUGAAGGUUGUUCCAUUACUUGUUGCUCACUUUCCUGCUGGUCUACUUUGUUGGGCGCAUGUAGAGGAUUUAAAAUAGAAUAA
Meloidogyne enterolobii is the source of this 340-nucleotide messenger RNA. Lineage: Eukaryota; Metazoa; Nematoda; Chromadorea; Rhabditida; Meloidogynidae. The record is from the annotation of a GenBank genome assembly.